GCGUACCGGUAUCGGCUAGUGUCCUCGCAGCGUCCGUUCUCGCCCUCGCGGUCGAACGGGUCGGAGAAACCGAUGAAAUUUGGGAUUUUGUUCGUGCGGCAGUGCCAAUCGUUAGGAGGGUCGCCAUUUUGUCCGGAGGAGGCCCGGUCGGGUGAACGGGGCGAAAAAUAGGUGCACCCUCGGCCGAGCGACGUUGAAAUCGCGUAGAUAAUGUAGGUAUAGAUUAGUGGAACAAGGCCUUUAGGAUAUAAUCAUAUUUAAUGCCAGUGAAUGAGGUAGAUGCUUCUUUCCGUGACAUUGUUAUACACAGACAUUUUGAGACAAUCGGAGAUUAGCGUAGGCAGAUCGGAAUGACGAUUGCCACAAGGGGUCAGGGGGUCGGUAUAGACCCCCCUGAAAGCCAGCAAAAUUCACAAAUGCAUAGUCCACCAGGGACUCAGCAGCUGGCAGAUACAAUGUCAGGGCUUCAGUUAACAGAGAAUGUACUGCAAACCGAAUGUAGUAACGAGAAUAUAAACACAGGGGAAGAUAAUAAUCAACAACAACGCGGGGAACCUGAUUUUCCACAUGCUAAACUUGCAAUGCUGGAUGAAAAGAUAUCUAGUCCACGAUGGGUUGUACCAGUUUUACCCGAACAAGAGUUAGAAUGCUUAUUGCAAGCUAGUAUUGAACUGUGCAGAAAAGGAAUUGAUGUACAAAGCGAAGCAUGCCAGCGUUUUUUUCGAGAGGGACUCACGAUAUCUUUUACAAAAAUUCUGACCGACGAUGCGGUAAAUAGUUGGAAACUGAACAUACAUAAUUGUAUCAAUACUAAUUGUGAAAGAUUGGUGGAGCUUUGCAUCCUUAAGCUAGACGAGGACUGGUUUCCUCUUCUUGAUUUGCUGGCAAUGGUUUUUAAUCCUAAUAAUAAAUUCCAUACAUUUAAUGCAGCAAGAGUAUCUGAAACGGUACCACCUGGCAGUAAUAUUCCAGACGAGGAACUGUUUGCACGACCACCUCCUGAUUCCAGAAGUCCUCGCGGUUGGCUCGUUGAUCUUAUCAAUAGGUUUGGGGACUUCAAUGGAUUUGAAAUAUUACUGGCAAGGUUUCGAAGUGGGCGGAACUUAACAGUGCCAGUUAUUUAUGCAUUGCUCAGACCUUUCGGACUGUGCUACGAACUAUUGACGGUUCAGACAAUAGUUAAAUAUCUUAUGCCCAUAGUGGAAAUGGUGCCUGUCAUUUUGGAUAACUUAACAGAUGACGAAUUAAAAAAGGAGGCAAAAAACGAAUCGAAAAACGAUGCGAUAUCGGCCAUAAUCAAAGCCAUAAAGUGCCUGGUGUCGCGAGUACCACAUCAAGAGGAGAUGAUUAAGAAUUUAGAAAUAUUGAGACUGAAAAUGAUCUUGAGGCUUCUGCAAAUAUCGUCAUUCAAUGGAAAGAUGAACGCUUUGAAUGAAGUAAACAAAGUCAUAGCCAGUGUAAGUUAUUAUCCACACCGCAAUCCAAGUCUUGAAGAUGAAGAAUGGCUGACGGCCGAGAGAAUGGCGAAGUGGAUAAAAGAGAAUGGGGUUUUAGAAAUUGUUUUAAGAGAUUCGUUGCAUCAACCGCAGUACGUGGAGAAAUUGGAAAAGAUUUUACGUUUUAUUAUCAAAGAGCGUGCGCUUACUUUGGAAGAUCUGGACGCCGUGUGGGCAGCUCAAGCCGGCAAGCAUGAAGCGAUCGUGAAGAAUGUUCAUGAUUUGUUAGCAAAACUGGCUUGGGAUUUUAGUCCAGAGCAGCUAGAUCAUUUAUUUGAAUGUUUUCAGACAAAUUGGAAAACUGCCAAUAAAAAGCAACGAGAGAAAUUGCUAGAGUUAAUACGGAGACUCGCCGAAGAUGACAAAGAUGGGGUUAUGGCUCAUAAGGUACUGACGCUUUUCUGGAACUUGGCACAUUCUGAUGAAGUUCCUACGGAGAUCAUGGAUCAAGCACUUAGUGCUCAUGUAAAAAUACUGGAUUACUCGUGUUCCCAAGAACGAGAUGCACAAAAGACGAUAUGGCUGGAUAAGUGUGUCGAAGAACUGAAAAGCGGCGAUAAAUGGGCGCUACCAGCUCUUAAACAAAUUCGAGAAAUCUGUUGCUUGUAUGAACCUAGUCCGGUUACUAUGAGCCAUACUCAACGUAGUCAUCAUGUGUAUUACAGGCAAGAAGUUAUCGAACGUUUACAAAAUCAACAUUCAGUGGUAAUCCUUGUCACAAAUAGCUUGACAAAUUACAUGGAUAAGGUGCGGCAAUUGGUUAAAGAAAAUCCAGAGAUCAACGCGAACACCUUUAUGCCAGAUCGUCGGUAUAAUCACAUUAUGCAAGUGCAGGAAAGGCUGAAUUUUUUACGAUUUUUACUAAAAGAUGGUCAACUAUGGCUGUGUGCAGAACAAGCAAAACAGAUUUGGCAAUGCUUGGCAGAACAGGCUGCAUUCGUGUCUGAUCGUGAAGCUUGUUUUAAGUGGUUUUCUAAAUUAAUGGGAGAGGAACCAGAUUUAGACCCUUCAAUUAACAAAGACUUUUUCGAAAAUAAUAUUCUUCAAUUGGAUCCCUCAUUGCUAACAGAAAGUGGAAUUAAAUGUUACGAAAGGUUUUUUAAGGCAGUUAAUUCUAGAGAAGGUAAACUGAAACUCAAACGGAGAACGUUUCUAAUGGAUGACGUCGAUUUAAUUGGAACCGAUUAUCUGUGGAGGGUGGUAACCAAUGGUCCGGAAGAAAUUGCAAACCGGGGUAUAGAACUCUUGAAAGAAGUAAAUACUAAUCUAGGCCCACGAUUGCAAUCUACAGUUUUAGUGUUUCAUGAAAAUUACAUAGCAGAGUGUAUGGAUAGAUUAAAAGCUCAUUUUGACACAGUUUCUGUUUUAAGUAAAGUGCGUCUCGAUGGAAAAGAGGAACGAGAAGAUCAAAUGACUAACAAAAUUCGAAUGGAAGCUAUAAAAAUGUGUCGAGUGAUGAAAGUUCUUCAAGAAUACUUGAACGAAUGUGAUACUGCCUAUCCUGGAGAAAGAAAAAUUUUACCAUUGCACAGAGCAGCUCGUGGCAAGUAUCUAUGUCUUGUCAUUCGAUUCGCUAGUCCUGGCCGCAACGCUGAUGACUUGGAUGUCUUUACACAUAGCAACGAUACUUUGGCUUCCUUAAGACGACAAAUAUUGCGCAGGAUCAAGGCCAAUGGCUCGAAUGUUAAGCUAGAUUUAUUCAUCAAUGGCGAGUCGUUAGAACCGGCAGAUGAUAGAAAGCUGCUGUCUCAAAUUCCCCUGAGAGAUAAAAUGCUCUUAUCUGCAAAAUUGAGCCAAGUGAGCAGUAACCUGCCUAGUUCUCCGGAAAGCAGUUCGGACAGUUCCACGAGUUCUCCGCACCACUUAUACGAUGGACCCAAUUUAGAAGCAGAGAACAGUCUACCUGGUGUAGUCAUGUCUCAGAGACCGCAAUAUGCGACGUUCUUUUUUCAAUUAGCGGAUCUUGGAUGCAACCUGCAACAUCCUCAGUUACGCGACGGAGCGCGUAAUCUUCUACAGUUAGUGCCACCGGACACUCUUACAGUGACUCGAUUACAGUGGCUUUUCGGACAUUACAGAGAUGACGAACCAUCACAGAACCCACAUUGCAACGAACAGAACACCAACGUUGAUACUUUGUUCUUCUCUGCUAGCCCCAGCCAAGUUUUAUAUAAUUUAGAAGUACUAUACACGUUACUAAUGCCGGCACUUGAUCCUAUGUCUGAAAGAGCAUUUGAUUUUCAAUACAAUUUCAUAAAGAGCGGAGAGGCCGGGGUAAUUCUUGAUAUGUUAACGAAAAACAAAUUUCUUCCCAAUGCGGAUGAAUCCACUAAAAGAUCGGCGUAUCUAACGGUAUUGAAAUUGUGCAAACUUCUACUGACCGUUAUUGGAAACGCGAUGGCUUGCGUUGUGGACGAAGUACAGCAAACCUCUAUUCCUGAGAACCACGGGAAUCUCAUUCACAACAACCGAGGGCCUGUGGCCGUUCUCAAACAAGCAUUGCACAGUGUACCGAAUCAGAACACCGAAUACAUGCUGAGAAACGUAGCGGCUAAGCUCGCCCAACACUUCGCAAGUCAAAUGUUAUCCGGUGUCUCGGAAUCGGACAGGUGUCGACAACUCUUUAUACAAGCUCUUUCGUGGGAAUUGCCAGACAUGGCAACCAUUCGUGCCAUAAUAAGAUUAGCUUGGGCGGCGUCGACAGGAAACUUGAACAACAUUAAUGCCUCUACCGAAAUUCUCCAUGCUGUGCAUGAGACGAAUCAGAAGGAGCAAAAAACUCCGGAUAAUGAUGACGUAUUAGUGUGUAAGGAAGCUUUAGAAGUCUUGACAAUAGCUUUAGUUUUGAAUCCAACCGCUUUGGACACGCUGACCCGAGACAAGAUUUGGCAUACCUUCUUAAUAGACUUGGUUCUGCUAAGUACUUCAAGGGCAGUGCGAAUGGCAGCCGCUGAGCAGUUUUUACUCAUAUCUACGUGGUGCAGUAGUGGGCACCAACCAUUACAGUUUUCUAUUAUGCUUCUCUUUACCGUUCUUAAUACGACUGUGGUGGAAAACGCCAAACAAAGUCACGAGUACUUUCAGUUGUUGUGUAGAUUACUCAAUUUCGCCCAAAUUUCGGGUUGCCCACUUUCAACCGCUGAAACGUUACUUAGCAACGAAAUAACAUGGUUGAAAAAAGUUCGAGAUACCGUAAAAGAGUGCGGAGAAAGUCAGAUGGAAGAGGCGGUGUUGGAGGGUCAUUUGGGCCUUACCAAGGAGUUAUUAGCCUUUCUUCCUGCGAGUAAGAAAUACGAGUUGGGCUCGGACGAGAAGCGAGGCAUCAAUUUGAUAAAGGAAUUGGUUGAAGAUUUUAUAUUUCCGGCAUCUCGACUAAUGCUGCAGCUUCGAAGCACUGGAGAACUCAGUUCUUCCCAAGCUUGUCCAGUGUGCACAACCCCACAAUCAACCAGCGCAGCAUUCGACCUCCUCGUGGGCCUCUGCGUAGGCUGCGUUCCUAACAUGAAACUUCUAGUCACUAUGCUCACCGACAUGUUCUAUUCAGAAAGGGACGAACCCUUGGUAGAAUGGGAUUACUUACCACCCGUAGGACCACGGCCUCAUAAGGGUUUUGUUGGUUUAAAGAACGCUGGUGCAACGUGUUACAUGAACUCGGUACUACAGCAGUUGUACAUGGUCGAAAGUAUCAGGGUGGGUCUUUUAGCUGCGGAAGGAGCAGCUACGGAUUUGAACGAGGAUUUCUCAGGAGAAGAGAAGGUCGACGGAGAGCAGACCAUUGAAGCUAACGACAAUGAUACAAACGAGGAAAGGUGCGGGGCUGACGAAUCGAGAAAGGAGUAUAAUAUCGGUAUACUAAAGCAAGUACAGGCGAUAUUUGGCCACCUUGCGUAUAGCAAAUUGCAGUACUACAUACCCCGUGGGCUCUGGAGGCAUUUUAAACUUCAAGGGGAACCGGUCAAUCUUCGAGAGCAGCAGGACGCCGUAGAAUUUUUUAUGAGUCUCGUGGAGAGUUUAGAUGAAGCCUUGAAGGCAUUAGGGCAUGAGCAGAUAAUGGGCAAGAUACUCGGUGGCUCAUAUAGCGACCAAAAAAUCUGCAAAGGUUGCCCUCAUAGGUAUUCGAAAGAGGAACCCUUCAGCGUAAUAAGUGUUGACAUUCGGAAUCAUAGCAACCUGUUAGAUUCUUUGGAGCAGUAUGUCAAAGGAGAACUCCUUGAAGGUGCUGACGCUUAUCACUGUGAUAAGUGUAAUAGGAAGGUCGUGACCGUGAAGAGAUUAUGCGUGAAGAAGUUGCCACCGAUAUUAGCUAUUCAAUUGAAGAGGUUUGAGUACGAUUUUGAAAGGGUGUGUGCGAUAAAGUUUAACGACUAUUUCGAGUUCCCGAGAGACUUGGACAUGGAUCCAUAUACCGUAUCCGGACUUGCUAAAUUGGAAGGAGAAGUUAUAGACUGCGAUUACGAAGAGGCAAUAAAGGGAACUUGUACCAAAUAUCAGCUGAGCGGUAUCGUAGUUCACAGUGGGCAAGCCAGCGGUGGUCACUAUUACUCUUAUAUCUUGCACAGAUUAAAUGACGGCACUGCAAAGUGGUACAAGUUCGACGAUGGUGACGUUACCGAGUGUAAGAUGGAAGAGGAAGAGGAAAUGAAGUCACAGUGUUUCGGCGGUGAUUACAUGGGCGAAGUAUACGAUCAUAUGCUGAAACGCAUGAGUUACCGGAGACAGAAACGAUGGUGGAAUGCGUACAUGCUGUUCUACACGAGGUUGGAUGUAGAAGAGAACUCUUUAAUGAAAAGCGUCAACGAAUUAUCUCUCUAUACGAAACUUGGCGUAAUGCGAAUGCCUCCUGCGAUCGAAUACAGCGUUAGGAAGCAAAACAUUAAAUUCAUGCAUAACCGCAAUCAGUUUAGCGUGGAAUACUUCCAAUUCAUUAGGAAGCUCGUUUCUUGCAAUUCGCACUCGGUUAACAGACAAAAUCCGAGUGAUAAAUUUAGCCCCGAGGCCGAGGAACUAGCAAUGUUGUCAGUGCAAUUAGCAUCAAGAUUUCUAUUUUACACGGGCUUUCACACGAAGAAGACCUUACGAGGUACAGCAACGGAUUGGUAUGAUAUUUUAUGCCACCAUCUCCGCGGCAGCAAGGCAGUGCGCUCCUGGUUUGCUCAUAACGUUCUCUUCAAUCAUCCACAUAGAUUUUGCGAGUACCUCUUGAGCUGUCCUAGUCCUGAUGUACGGACAGCUUUUCUAAAGAUUUUGGUAUUUCUCGCGCACUUUUCCCUACAAGAUGGUCCUUGUCCACCUAGUCUAAAUGCACCGUCAAUCUUAUUGGAUCCUGCGGCGACACUCAGCGAUCAUCUGCUGCAUGCGGUUCUAUCCUUGCUCCACCGAGAGAUAUCGGAUCAUGGUCGUCACUUGCCGCACUAUUUCUCCCUCUUUCAUACUUACGCGUCACUCGGUUUUGCUGAAAAAGCGCAGCUACUCAAGCUAAAUGUGCCGGUAACAUUUAUGCUGGUCGCAAUCGACGAAGGACCGGGCCCUACGAUAAAAUAUCAAUAUCCUGAAUUGACGAAAUUGCAUCAAGUGGUUAGCAUGUUGAUACGUUGCUGCGAUGUGUCAUCGAGAUGUCAAUCAAGCCAGGCUCAAAAUGCUGUACCGCCGUUGCCAAAUCCUUAUGGCGAUCCGUCCUGUCAACCGGACUAUCUUAUGCCCAUCCAGCCUCAAGCUGCUGACAUACUUUUCGUUAGAACUAGCUACGUUAAGAAGCUAAUUGAAGAUGCUAACGUAACGGAAGACACCGUUAAGUUUUUGGCGUAUUGCUGCUGGGAGAAUCCACAUCUCUCUCGAACCGUUCUUAGUGAGCUGUUGUGGCAAAUUGGAUUUGCUUACACUCAUGAAUUAAGACAUCAUACUGAUCUUCUAUUCGCAAUGCUUAUUAUGGAGGAUUCGUGGCAAACUCAUCGUGUCCAUAAUGCGUUGAAAGGAGUGCCCGAUGAGAGAGAAGGUUUAUUUGAAACGAUACAAAGAAGUAAGAACCAUUAUCAGAAACGAGCCUAUCAGUGCAUCAAAUGUUUGGUGCAAGUUUUCAGCAAAUGCAGACCUGCGUACCAACUAUUGCAUCACAGUUCGGAUUUAAAGCGCAAAUGGAUUCUUGCUAUCGACUGGCUUCAGGACGAAUUGGAUAAGCGACCGUAUACUUCGGCUACGCCAUAUACUCACGCUUACAAUAACUGGUCACCACCGGCGCAGUCCAACGAGUGCGCCAACGGGUACUUCCUGGAACGUAGUAACAGUGCUAAAAAGACUCUCGAAAGAGCUUACGAGCUCUGUCCAGACGACGAACAAGAAAUCGAAGAAACAACCGAGGAAGUUACCGAAGACUCCGAGAAACGUAUUAAAGUGGUAUAUCCUAAAAUCUUCGGUCGGACUGGUUAUUCAUCAGAGUGGGUCGAAGAACGAGACCUUUACGAGCCCGGUUGCGUGUCCGUAUCAACGGGUUACACCCCGCAGCCCGACGUAACAGGGACCCAGGAGACCCAAGAGGAGCAACAACCGCAGCCAGGACCUUCGCCAGUCCACUGGACUCGCGCGAACAACCAAAUGCACAGUCCGCAGAAUUCGGAAUCGACUCAAAGCACCAGUCAGGAUCCAUAAUGAAUGCUAAACCUCGAUUCUCGGCCCAGUUGCUGCCUCGAUGAAACCGCUUCGGAAUAUCUACGUUUCGCCGUGCCAGUGGCUCAGUGCCGAACGGUAGACCGUAUGUACAGAUGAACAUACCAAAAGAAACCUAAGAGAGAGUGAGUCUGUUCUUUCCGACUGGACUUGUUUCAUUAAGUAGAUUACGUUACGUUGGUCAGUUACACCGUGGACGUUUUCGCACGAGUUAAGCGUACAAUCGAGACGCGGCGUUUAGCCAUUGGUACCCUUUCCGACUUUGGAACGAAACUGCCGCGCGAAUCGUGACUAAGAGAGAAUGGUAAGGUUGUAUAAAUGUAUAGCGAGUAAUGUUAUCGGGAUCCCGUCUCUGCCGAAUAGAACGAAUAUUAAAGAAGCGCAAUUCUCUCCGUGUACUUGUGUAAAUUUGAACAUAUUGUUAUAUUAAUAAACACUUGAGAAAGAAAACUCUUAGAGGGAGCUCGCGAGGCACGGCCAAGGAGUAGGACGGCCUUCGAUACCCUUGGCUCUGCCUUACGGCGUAAGCCGCGUCGCGGUCCGCCGAGAUACGACUUCCCGCUUCGCGACACCUUUUAGUUUCGUCUAUGGAAACGGUCUUUCGGUACUUAAUCGAGCGAGCAAUAAGGGAAGGGUACGGAGAGCGAGCGCAGCUAGCUCCCGAAGCUUCCUCGACGAGACGUCGCGAUUUGGUGGCGUAUUCCUCCGUAUGGCUCGGACCCGGUUUCGGCCUCUCGUCGCGCUUAGUUCCUUAGUUUCUGUCCGAGCGAUGUCGCGAGUCGUGCCUUUCGUUUCUUUUUACGGUUUGUCGGCUCCCGGGCAAACCUCUUAUUUCCAAUCUCGUUAGUCAUUGCGCGCGCGCGUCCUUUAUUUUGCAUCCGCUCCGGCUCGCCCCCGUACCUUCCGAAACGUCCGGAGCGAGGGAGAACUCGUCGGCGACGGCGGCACCGUGACCGAGCGAACGAAGGCGGAAGAGGGGGGUCGCGUCGCUAGGCGUAUCGUUGGAAGAUACGAGUCAUCGUUAUCGAGCCGCGGUCUCUUCGCAGCUUUGUAAAGCGGUUAUUUGUAUUUAACGAAGCUCUAGGUAGUUAACUAAUCUAGAUUAACCCGCCGCGUUUCUAAGGUAUACUCUCGUGUUACCGUAUAUCUAUGUAAGGGACGUAUUAGCGCGAAGGGACUCGACUCGUAUACAGCGUCGAACCUCGAUACGAGCGGAGAAACUCGCGAGAACUGACCGUAGAACUCGGAUUUAGUGAUGCGUGGUACGUAGCUGCUGUAGAGAUAUACAUAUAAUAUUAUUAAAGAGAUUUCGAGUCACUCGACGUAGCAAAGAAAAACGGUGGGGGAGCCAAAGGGAUCCUCGCGCGGGCGGAGGGUGUGAAUACCAACGACUAGGUCGAGACCCCAGGAACUUAGAGGAAAAGCGAAAGAUACGCGAAGACGAUUAUUGCUCGUAUUUAUCGAUUAACCGUGUUUAAAGAGAGACAGCGUACCAAAUUUAAUAAUAGCUCUUACUCUCCGAUCGGUUUAUAAUAACGAUGGUACCUAAAUCUUCUUCAGAUAUGUACAUACAUAUAUAACUGCUUUUUAUAUGUGAUAAACAAAUCAUUAUAUUCCUACUAUAUACGCGAAUGACGGAGGCGCUCCUGUAAAUCCUGGUUUUUUGUACACACUCCGUACGUAUCAUAAGUUCAACCCUUUUGUUAUCGAGAGUGUAGUUGAUAAUUAUUUAAUAUUUAAUUCUAUCGCUACUAAGCUUUUCAGUCUUGUGUACGAUAAUAGUCGAUUUCGAAUCACCUAUCCGAGGAAGAGUCGAAUACGAGACCGGAAAACGAGAGAUUGCUGAGAGCUUGGUCGGACCCUUUUGCGCAUUGCUUCACAUCGGAGCGGACCGUUUUUUAUCGCGGGAACACUUGCUUGACAUCCUUUUGCCGUUAACCGUCCCAAAGGAGGAAAUACCUUCGGUGAAACGUCGAUGGAUGGACGGUCUUAACACUAGGUUUACGGGCGUUUUAUACAUGUUACGGUGAAACACCGAAAUCUGGAGAA
Messenger RNA from Orussus abietinus, 10205 nucleotides. RefSeq names its product probable ubiquitin carboxyl-terminal hydrolase FAF-X (gene faf). The transcript has 33 exons. Gene Ontology annotation, molecular function: cysteine-type deubiquitinase activity; cysteine-type endopeptidase activity. Lineage: Eukaryota; Metazoa; Arthropoda; Insecta; Hymenoptera; Orussidae. The record is from RefSeq and is a predicted model, not a curated record. Gene Ontology annotation, biological process: cell migration; protein deubiquitination. Bases 351 to 8138 code for a protein of 2595 amino acids. Gene Ontology annotation, cellular component: nucleus; cytosol.